AUGGCAUUUCGUAGACCACAACCCCCUAAUCAAACAACUCAUAGAUCAGCUACGGAUAAAGAACUCGAGCUAGAACAAAUUAACCAAGAACUCCGGGAGAUAUUACAAUCAGAGGUAGCCAUCAACAAGUCGAAUAAGAAAUAUAUAAAGGAUCUGGAACGUAAAUAUACCCGGUGUGAGAAUGAAAUUCAAUCUCUCAAUAAAGAGCUGGAACGUCUCGAGAAUGCUUCGGAGAAAGAAAAGGCAGAGUUGAGAUCGGAAAUAUCAUCCCUUAAAAAAAGCUUAUAUCAAGCUAAAAAAGAGGUCCGAGACAAGAUAUUUUAUAUCGAUAGUAUAGAGAAGCAAUUACAAGAAUCGAAAGAGCGGGUUCAAAAUUUAAGGCAUAGAUUCAAAGUUAUUUCUUCUCGAAGAAGCUCUCCAAGUUUAUAUAAUUCAAAAGAGGAAGACGUAGAUAUGGCGAAUCUUGACCUUUUUAUACAAAUCGAACGAGGCUUGACUCGUAUUGAAAAACACCUUAGAGGCGCUGGAACACCGUUAAAUAAUCCUAUGAAUAUUAUAAAUGGCAUUAGAGGUUCCUUAAAUACUGUUCAGCAUAAUUAUCAGUCUGCAUACCAGGAUAUAGACGGUGUUAUCGCUCAACGAGAUGACAGCAAUAAUCAGAUAGUCCAGUUACAGCAGGAUGUCAAUUUCUAUAGACAACAAAACGCUGACCUUCAGAAUCAAACCAAUCAACUUAUUCAAGCACGAGAUACCUUGCAAAAUCAUAUUAACCGACUUACACUAGAGCGUAACAAUUCUCAAAAUAAUCUUGCUUUAAUGACUACAGCUUAUAAUAAUGAGCGAACAGAAUGUUGUAGAUGGAGGGAGAUCGCUCAGCAAUUUGAAAGAGGAAUGCAGAUGCGGAUUAAUACUUUAUUACUUGAAAAAUUUACACUUAAUUUUAAACUCCGAAGGUGCCAAAGACAUGGUAGAGAAUUGCAACAAAAAUAUGAUAUGCGGGGACAAGAAGAACAAUUAUUACGACCCAGUCAAAUGGAACCAGGUAAAAAAUAUAGGGACCCAGACCUACGCUUGAAUGACCAAGAAUGGAUUCGAAUAGAUGAAGCAACAGAUCGUCUUAGUGCUUUAGCAGGUCCAUCUUAUCUGCAAACUUUUAUGGAUACAAUUAGUAAAGGAGUGAUAGAUAGAAUUACGCCUCUCUUACCUAAGAAGAAAAAAGAAACCUCUCUCAUUACUGAUGAUCCUAAAAAGAAAUCAGAUAUGAUUAUUGACUCAGAAAUUCGAAAAAUUAUUCUAGCCAUGUUUAACGAUCCAGAGGUUAUAGAAAUGAUUAAAAAUAAUAUUAAUAAUAUGAAUGUAUCUAUGACUCGAAGAGUUGCUCCUGAAGGGCUUGCAAAACCUGACUUUAUAAAUUAUCGAGAGCCGGCUCCGCCUUAG
This is a messenger RNA of Dentiscutata heterogama, 1437 nucleotides long. NCBI's taxonomy places the organism in Eukaryota, Fungi, Glomeromycota, Glomeromycetes, Diversisporales, Gigasporaceae. The record is from the annotation of a GenBank genome assembly.